AACUAUUGCCGAUUGGUUUCAGUUUGUAAAUAACUCGCGGGUAUACAACAUUUAUAAACUAGUCGAGUGUAGCGCUUCUAUCAACAAUCUUAUCUUUUUCGAUUGAAAAUUUUUCGUGAUUGAAUAAUGUCAGAAAAUACAAAAAUUGUUCAAACGACAAAAGGUCCAGUGAAAGGAAUUCUUAAAACAUCUACUGUAGGAGAAGAGUACUACAGAUUCAGAGGAAUUCCGUAUGCCCGGCCACCAGUUGGAGACCUAAGAUUUAAGGAUCCGCAACCAGUUGAAGCAUGGACAACUCCAGUCGAUGCAACGAGUCAAGGUCCAACGGCAAUAGCGUUCAAUUUUGUAACUUUCGGAUUAAACGAGGGUCGCAGUGAAGAUUGUUUAACAUUGAAUGUUUAUACAAAAGAUAUAACUCCAACAAAACCUUUGCCCGUUAUGGUCUUUAUACAUGGAGGUGCUUUCAAGUAUGGAGAUACUACCGAAAACAGUUACGGACCUGAUUAUUUGUUGGAAAAAAAUGUCGUGUUCGUUUCCAUUAACUAUCGACUUGGAGCAUUCGGCUUUCUUAGUAUACCUGAUCCAUCAAUUAACAUUCCUGGCAAUGCGGGACUGAAAGACCAAAGAAUGGCCUUGCAAUGGGUACGGGAUAACAUUCACGCGUUCGGAGGUGACAAUAAGAAUAUCACAAAGCUAUCCUACAGUCUGGAACAGCAUUUGCUGACUGGUGCCAUAUUCCACAAUUGAACUGGGCUGAACGUUUGGCAAAGCAAUUGGGCUGGAAUGGAGAGGGAGGCACUGAUGGCUACUAUCAGUUUUUGAAAAACGUGGACGCAAAGCAAAUCGUUAAGCAACAGGAGAAAAUUAUGACCGAUGUUGAGAAGAAGCUGUGGAUAUUCUCGCCGUAUGCUCCCACAAUCGAACCAUAUGUUGCUGAGCAAAGUUUCUUUACGAAAAACCCUUCGGAACUAUGCAGAACAGCUUGGGGCAAUCGCAUACCAAUUAUUAUCGGCGGUAAUUCGGAGGAGGGAAUACUGUGGUAUCACGAUUUGAUCACAAAUACCAGUCGAUAUGAUCAGGAGGACAGUUUCAAGAAUUUAUUCAGUUUUGAAUUUGGAGAAGACAGUGAAAAGACGAAAUUGUAUGCGGAGAAAACAAAGCGAUUCUAUUACGACGAUGAGCGGCCGACAAUUGAAAAUAUUUCCAAAUUUAUGGACUUGAUUGGCGAUAGAAAUUUCAUUAAUGGCAUAAGUUUAGCCGUUAAAGCUCGUUGCAAUGAUCCAAACUCUGCACCCACAUACUUGUACCGAUUCAAUUUUGAAUCAGCAACCGGUUUCACGAUGAUAAAGCAUGCACUUAUGGCAUCGGAAGUUCGAGGUGUUUGUCAUGCUGAGGAAUUGGACUACUUAUUCAAAACGUCAUAUGGCAAGCCAGUGAUCGACGGUAGCCUCGAACAGAAGACAAUGCAACGUUUGAUCUCUUCGUGGACUCAAUUUGCAGCAACCGGAAAUCCUAACAAUGACGUCAUCGAAAUUACUUGGGAACCUGUGGUUAAAUCAACUAAUCAACCCUUCUAUUGCUUGAAUAUUUCCAAUGACGUUACGUUCAUCAAAUAUCCAGAAACCGAACGAUGUGCAUUAUGGAAUUCGUUCGUUUGAAAACUAUCUUUUCAUCUUCUAUGAAUAAAGUUGAUUUUGAGGAAGAU
Bradysia coprophila is the source of this 1705-nucleotide messenger RNA. RefSeq names its product esterase B1-like. The record is from RefSeq and is a predicted model, not a curated record. Lineage: Eukaryota; Metazoa; Arthropoda; Insecta; Diptera; Sciaridae.